Tinamus guttatus (white-throated tinamou) is the source of this 6469-nucleotide messenger RNA. Lineage: Eukaryota; Metazoa; Chordata; Aves; Tinamiformes; Tinamidae. The record is from RefSeq and is a predicted model, not a curated record.
UACCACACAGGGAAUUUUGCUUUCUUCUGGAGAACCAGGGAAGAAAAAAGCCAGGAAAACUCAUCUGGAGAUUGUGAAGAAGACAUACAGUAAUAGCAAGAAGUGGCAAGUUCUUUCCUUAUUAAACGCCGAAAAACACCUAAUUUCUCUGCCAGGUGUAUGGGACUUAGAUUCUCGAAGCAGUGCACUGAACUGUUAAAGGUAAACUAUGACCACUUUACUAUUAGUGUUUGUGUGUUUGCGAGUCAUCACUGCAGCCGUCUCUGUGGAGCUCUCAGACAAUAGUGAUGGCCUGGAAGUGAAGAUACCUGAGCAGUCUCCCCUGCGUGUUGUCCUGGGAAGCUCCCUGAACAUCCCCUGUUACUUCAACAUCCCCGAGGAAGAUGAUACCAGUGCUCUGCUGACUCCACGGAUCAAAUGGAGCAAGCUUUCAAAUGGGACAGAAGUCGUCUUGUUAGUGGCUACUGGAGGGAAAAUCCGACUCAACAUGGAGUACAGGGAGGCAAUCUCUCUGCCCAAUUACCCUGCUAUCCCCACCGAUGCCACCUUGGAAAUCAAGGCUUUAAGAUCCAACCACACUGGGAUUUAUCGCUGUGAAGUAAUGUAUGGGAUUGAGGACAGACAAGACACAAUAGAGGUCCUAGUGAAAGGCGUCGUAUUCCACUACAGAGCAAUCUCCACGAGGUACACCUUGAACUUUGAGAAGGCAAAGCAGGCCUGCAUCCAGAACAGCGCUGUCAUUGCUACUCCCGAGCAGCUGCAGGCUGCCUACGAAGAUGGGUACGAGCAGUGUGAUGCCGGCUGGCUGGCUGAUCAGACUGUCAGGUACCCCAUCCACCGUCCCCGAGAGCGUUGCUAUGGUGACAAGGAUGAAUUUCCUGGAGUGAGGACUUAUGGCGUCCGGGAGACAGAUGAAACCUAUGAUGUUUACUGCUACGCAGAGCAAAUGCGAGGUAAAGUCUUCUAUGCCACGUCCCCGGAGAAGUUCACCUUCCAGGAAGCCUUUGACAAAUGCCGCAGUCUGGGGGCACGUUUGGCCACCACCGGAGAGCUGUACCUGGCGUGGAAGGAUGGCAUGGACGUGUGCAGUGCAGGCUGGCUGGCAGAUCGCAGCGUCCGCUACCCCAUUUCCAGAGCACGGCCCAACUGUGGAGGAAACCUGGUGGGCGUGCGGACAGUGUACCUGUACGUCAACCAGACGGGGUACCCUCACCCCCACUCUCGCUACGAUGCCAUCUGCUAUAGUGGUGAUGACUUUGAAGCGCUAGUCCCGGUGCAGUUCACUGAUGAGACGGGAAGUGAGCUGGGCAGUGCAUUCACCAUCCAGACCGUCACCCAAACUGAAGUUGAGCUACCUCUGCCACACAAUGUCACACAGGAGGAGGCUCGUGGCAGCAUCGCUACCCUGGAGCCCAUUGAGAUCACAGCCACUGCCACCGAGCUCUAUGAAGGCUUCACCGUUGUGCCUGAACUCUUCCCCACUGGUGUCACAGUAGAGACAGCUUUCCCUGAAGAAGAAAAUGUGACUGGAGAAGAAGUCACACAAGUGUGGACUAUGCCUGAAGUUGUCACAACCUCAGUUUCAGGCACUGCUUUCACCACUGGAACAGCAGAAAUGAGUUCAGUGGAAGAGGCCUUUGGGGUGACUGCCACACCAGGGCUAGAGUCUGCCUCUCCGUUCACAGUGGAAGAUCAGAUUGUACGAGUGACGGCUUCCCCUGACGGCGCUCUCCUCCCUGAGCAGCCCAUUUCUCCCACAGGUGUGGUGUUUCACUAUCGUGCUGCUGCCAGCAGAUACGCCUUCUCUUUCGUCCAAGCCCAGCAAGCCUGCCUCGAUAACAACGCAGUCAUUGCCACUCCUGAACAGCUCCAGGCUGCCUACGAGGCUGGCUUUGAUCAGUGUGAUGCCGGCUGGCUGCGGGACCAGACAGUCAGGUAUCCCAUUGUGAAUCCCCGAAGUAACUGUGUAGGAGACAGAGAAGGCUCUCCGGGUGUGCGGUCGUACGGCAUGCGUCCAGCCUCAGAGACCUAUGAUGUGUACUGCUACAUUGACAGGCUAAAGGGUGAGGUGUUCUUUGCAACCCAGCCGUAUCUGUUCACCUUCCAAGAAGCUCAGCAGUAUUGUGAGAACCAAAAUGCCACUUUGGCCUCUGUUGGGCAACUCCAUGCUGCCUGGAAGCAGGGUCUGGACAGAUGCUAUGCUGGCUGGUUAGCUGAUGGCAGCCUCCGAUACCCCAUCGUGACCCCACGACCUGCCUGUGGGGGAGAUGAGCCUGGUGUGAGAACCAUCUACCUGCACUACAACCAGACAGGCUUUCCUGACCCACUGUCACGGCAUCAUGCGUUCUGUUUCAGAGCUCUGCCAUCUGUGGAGGAACCAGGAGUUACCUCAUUCUUUGAAGAAGUUUUUGUAACCCAGGUGAUCCCUGGAGUAGAGGGGGUACCUUCUGGGGAAGAAACAACUGUAGAGAUGGAGCCUACCACUGAACCCGAGAAUCAGACAGCCUGGGGAACAGAAGUCUUUCCAACUGACAUAUCACUGCUCUCAGUGAGUCCAUCAGCAUUUCCUCCAGCUACUGUAAUACCAGAAGAAGCAAGUACCAGUGCUUCUGUCAGUGUGUCAGGGGAGAUCACUGAAUCUGAAGGGCAUCAAGUCAGUGGUGAAUCUUCGACGUCUGGGUGGGUAUCUGGAGUCCCAGAUCUAAGUGGAGAAUCAACUUCUGGAAUUGUUGAACUCAGUGGAGAGCACUCAGGGAUUGGAGAAAGUGGAUUACCAUCAGUAGAUUUGCAUACCAGUGGCUUUCUGUCUGGAGAAAGUGGAUUAUCAUCAGGGGACCUAAGUGGAGUGCCUUCUGGGAUCGUUGAUAUUAGUGGCUUACCUUCUGGAGGGGAAGAUGUAUCAGUAUCUACUGCAAGGAUACCAGAAAUUAGUGGGAUGCCUUCCGGAGUGGAAAGCGGUGGGCUGAAUUCCGGAUUCAGUGGAGAAUUCUCUGGAACUGAGCUGAUUAGUGGCCUGCCAUCUGGUGAGGAAAGUGGGCUCCCAUCUGGGUUUCUUGGAGUCAGUGGUGAAGGAUCUGCUGGAUUUCCAUCUGCUGGAUGGGACACGAGUGGAGGAACCAGUGGGUUACCCUCAGGAGCUGAGCUCAGUGGAGACCUAUCUGGAGUGCCAGAGUUCAGUGGAGACCUAUCUGGGGUGCCUGAGCUCAGUGGGUUACCCUCAGGACUGGAUAUCAGUGGACAAUCAUCUGAAAUACCUGAGAUCAGUGGCCAGGUGGAUCUAAGUGGCCUUAUUUCUGGCAUUGAUGGAAGUGGUGAGGCCUCAGGCAUUACCUUUCUAAAUGCCAGUUUAGUAGAAGUGACAACCCCCUCUGUUACAGAAGUGGAAGCAAAAGAGAUUUUGGAGAUCAGUGGCUUGCCUUCAGGAAGUGAAGACACAUCAGGCAUGGUAUCUGGUAGUUUAGACAUCAGUGGUUCUGGGCAUAUAGACUUUGGUGAGAGUGUUCCUGGAGUGCUCGAGACGAGUGGACUUCCAAGUGGAGUCAUUGACAGCAGUGGAGAAGUCUCUGGGGUUGAAGUCACUAGUGGCCUAAUGUCUGGAGAAGGAAGUGGACUCGCAUCUGGCUUUCCUACAAUCUCUCUUGUGGAUACCACUUUGGUUGAAGUUGUUACUCAGGCAUCUGUUGCACAAGAGGUGGGCGAAGGGCCAUCUGCAAUGAUAGAAAUCAGUGGUUUUCCUUCUGGAGACAGAGAAAUAUCUGGAGAAGGGUCUGCAGCUGUGGAGACUAGUGGGUUACCCUCAGGGACGGGAGACUUCAGUGGAGAGCCAUCCGGGAUCCCUUAUUUCAGUGGAGACUUUUCUGGAGUCACAGACCUAAGUGGACAAUCUUCAGCAGUGACUGAUUUUAGUGGGGAGGUCUCAGGGCUUCCAGAAGUCACUUUAGUCACUUCUGAUUUAGCUGAAGUUGUGACAAAACCAACAGUUUCACAGGAACUGGGUGGGGAUGGGGAAAAUUCUGCAUUUCCAGAAAUCAGUGGGGAAACAUCCACAGUUCAAGAAAUCAGUGGGGAAACAUCUGCAUUUCCAGAAAUCAGUGGGGAAACAUCUGCAUUUCCAGAAAUUAGAAUAGAAACAUCCACAGUUCAAGAAAUCAGUGGGGAAACAUCUGCAUUUCCAGAAAUCAGUGGGGAAACAUCCGCAUUUCCAGAAAUUAGAAUAGAAACAUCCACAGUUCAAGAAAUCAGUGGGGAAAAUUCUGCAUUUCCAGAAAUUAGAAUAGAAACGUCCACCAGUCAAGAAGCCAGGGGUGAAACUUCUGGCUAUCCUGAAAUUAGCAUAGAAACAUCUACAAUUCAAGAAAUCAGUGGGGAAACUUCUGCAUUUCCUGAAAUAAGCAUAGAAACAUCUACAGUUCAAGAAAUCAGUGGGGAAACUUCUGCAUUUCCUGAAAUUAGAAUAGAAACAUCUACAAUUCAAGAAAUCAGUGGGGAAACAUCUGCAUUCCCUGACAUUAGAAUAGAAACAUCCACAAGUCAAGAAGCCAGGGGUGAAACAUCUGCAUUCCCUGAAAUCAGCAUAGAAACCUCAACAAUCUAUGAAAACAGUGGGGAAGUAUCUGCAUUUCCUGAAAUUAGCAUAGAGACUUCAACAGUGCAUGAAAUCAGUGGGGAAGCAUCUGCAUUUCCUGAAGUUAGUAUAGAAACAUCCACAACUCAAGAAGGUAGGGCUGAAACAUCUGCAUUUCCUGAAAUUAGCAUAGGAAGUUCAAUGGUACACGAAAUCAGCGGGGAAACUUCUGCAUUUCCUGAAAUUAAAAUAGAAACAUCCACAACUGAAGAAGCUAGAGGUGAAACGUCUGCAUUUCCUGAAAUUAGCAUAGAAACAACAGUCCAUGAAACUAGCGGGGAGACAUCUGCAUUUCCUGAAAUUAGCAUAGAAACUUCAACAGUCCAUGAAACCAGUGGGGAAACAUUUCCUGAAAUUAGAAUUGAAACAUCCACAAGUCAAGAAGCCAGGGGCGAAACAUCUGCAUUCCCUGAAAUUAAUAUAGAAACAUCCACAAGUCAAGAAGCUAGGGGAGAAACAUCUGCAUUCCCUGAAAUUACCAUAGAAGCAUCCACAGUUCAGGAAGUAAGUGGGGAAGCUUCUAUGUACCCUGGAAUUAGUAUAGAAACUUCAACAGUGCAUGAAAUCAGUGGUGACACAUCCGCAUUUCCUACAGUUAGAACUGAAACAUCUACAAGCCAAGAAGCCAGGAGUGAACCUGAAAUUAGCACAGAAACAUCCACAGUCCAGGAAAGCAGCAGGGAAAGUUCUGCCUUGCCCGGUGUCCACAUGGAAACAGCUACCACAUCUUCAGUAGGAACUGAGUCUUCUGGAGCUCCUGAGAAGGAAAUUACUGAAGUGACAUCUGAAACUCUGACACACUCAAUCACAGACAUUUCAGGGGAAACCUCUGUCCCAGACACUGUGAUUAGUACCCAUAUUCCAGAUGUUGAAUUAACACAGGAAGCCAAGAGUCCUGAAGAGGCUCAGCUUGAAAUAGAGUCCUCCACUCCCACAGUGCCAGGACAAGAGACACAAACAGCUGUUGUUCAAGACCCUCCACAUCUGUCAGCCACCGCUACUGCAAUCCUGCCUCAAGUGUCACCAGAAGCAGUAGAUGCUUUAGGACCCACUGCUGAAGACAUUGAUGAGUGCCACUCAAGCCCCUGUCUGAAUGGAGCUACCUGCGUUGAUGGCAUCGACUCUUUCAAAUGCUUAUGCCUUCCCAGCUACGGAGGGGACAUGUGUGAGAUCGACCUGGAAAACUGUGAGGAAGGUUGGACCAAGUUCCAGGGCCACUGUUACAGGCACUUUGAAGAGAGGGAGACUUGGGUGGAUGCAGAGACCAGAUGCCGAGAACAUCAAGCCCACCUGAGCAGUAUCAUCACCCCAGAAGAGCAAGACUUUGUGAACAACCACGCACAGGACUACCAGUGGAUCGGGCUCAGUGACAGAACCGUUGAGAAUGACUUCCGCUGGUCCGACGGGCACUCGCUGCAAUUUGAGAACUGGCGGCCCAAUCAACCCGAUAACUUCUUUGCUGCUGGUGAAGACUGCGUUGUAAUGAUCUGGCAUGAGCAAGGCGAAUGGAACGACGUCCCGUGCAACUACCAUCUCCCUUUCACGUGCAAGAAAGGAACAGUGGCCUGUGGGGACCCCCCCGUGGUGGAGAACGCCCGGACCUUCGGCAGGAAGAAGGAGCGCUACGAAAUAAACUCCCUGGUGCGGUACCAGUGCAGCCACGGCUACAUCCAGCGCCACGUGCCCACGAUUCGGUGCCAGCCCAAUGGGCAGUGGGAGGAGCCACGGAUAUCCUGCAUAAAACCCUCCAGCUUCCAGCGUCGACUAUACAAGAGGAGCCCCAGGACUCGGUCGAGACCCAGCGGCAGAGCCCAGCACGCGCCCCCCCAUUAGAGCGGGGCCAGA